This is a messenger RNA of Chilo suppressalis (striped riceborer), 1593 nucleotides long. The record is from the annotation of a GenBank genome assembly. NCBI's taxonomy places the organism in Eukaryota, Metazoa, Arthropoda, Insecta, Lepidoptera, Crambidae.
GUGUUUGAGUAUGUGUCAGAUUGUUUGCCUAGCAUUACAGAGCGGUUUCUAAAUCAAGGUAAAUUUUAGAUAAAUAACUCAUUAAUUAUCGUUUCGAGCGAUCUUUAGAAAAUAAAUCCUGAAUAGAAAUUAUCUCCUUGAUAACUUUAUCGGCGUCGUUUGAUAAUAUAAAAAGAAAUAUCGGUUCCACGUUCGCAUCGGUAUAUCCAUAAAGAACGAUGAUACUCGUAUCUGUCUUGGUGUUAUGUAGUGUGGUGGCAGUGAGAAGCUCGCCACAUGCCGAUCUCGUCGCCCAGUUGGCCAAAUCCGACUCCAGGAUAGCGCACGAUAUUCUAGAAGAUGCUUCUCUGGACGUGCCGGAACUUGUCCGAAAAUAUGGAUACCCUUUAGAAGUUCAUGAUGUGGUGACUCAGGAUGGGUACAUUCUCGGAGUGCACCGUAUACCCCAUGGUAGGGACCGUAACAACAAACCUGGUCCCAGGCCCGUCGUUUUUCUCAUGCAUGGUCUGUUCUCUUCAUCAGCUGAUUGGGUGGUAAAAGGUCCCGGAUGUUCCUUCGCUUACAUUCUAGCUGAAGAGGGUUUCGACGUCUGGAUGGGCAAUGCUCGCGGUACCUAUUAUUCUCGCAGGCAUUUAACACUAAAUCCGAACUCGAAGAGGACCGGCACUUUCUGGAGGUUUUCUUGGGACGAAAUAGGCAACAGAGAUCUUCCUGCAAUGAUAGAUUAUGCGCUCGCUGUAUCCGGAAGGGACGGUCUCCACUACGUCGGUCAUUCUCAGGGCACCACGGUGUUCUUCGUCAUGGGAUCUUUGCGACCAGUAUACAAUCAAAAGAUUUUAUCCAUGCAUGCGUUCGCACCCGUGGCUUAUAUGGCACACAAUGAAAACCCAGUAUUUCGCUUUCUGGCCCCUUAUGCCCUUAGAAUCGAGCUUGCAUUGUCUUUGAUUGGUUUUACUGAAUUCUUACCUAAUAACCAAGCUACGACAUGGGCUGGUCAAAACUUUUGCAUGGACGACGUUAAGUGGCAGCCUCUAUGUACCAACCUCAUCUUCUUAUUGGCAGGAAGAAAUGAAGAACAGUUUAAUGCAACGUUGCUGCCUUUGAAAUUGGGUCACACCCCAGCCGGCGCAUCUAGCCGACAAAUAAUUCAUUACGCCCAAGGAAUUCACCAAAACGUGUUCCGGCGCUUUAACCAUGGUACAACAAUAGGGAACAUUUUGGCUUACGGUACUGCUCAGCCUCCAGAUUACGAUCUCUCCAGAAUCACCGCUCCGGUGUACCUUCACUAUACGCCAAACGAUCCUCUAGCUCAUUUAGCCGAUGUCGAGCGAUUAUACAAGGAACUACCGAAUCCCACCAAGCACAGAGUACCUCUGAACACAUUCAACCAUGUCGAUUUUAUUUGGGCUAUUGACGCAGACACACUGUUGUAUUAUCCGACCAUAGAACUGAUAAAAUCACUGGACUCACAUUUCACCGAUAAAUAGUGUAUUGAAAGAUCUGUGUAUAUUGUGAUUGUUACGAUACCUUUUUAAAUAAACUGUUUUUGAAAUAAAAGGACAUUGCUCGUUCCCCAUACAUUGAAUGCCCUAG